AUGAAAGGAUCAGUUGAUGCCCGAAGCGAUGGUAUUUUGAAGGAGGAUUCGGUUUAUAGAGUGGAUCACUGCAUACAUACAUAUACAUACGUUUUAAAGAAAUUUUCGGGUGUUGUUGCUGCUGCUACUAUUACUGCUGCUGUUGCCGUUCUUUGUAAACUGGCGAGUAAGAAGGGCUUCUCAAACUUUCUACAUGGUGAUGUCGUCAUAAUUCCAACACUGCUCCGAGCUGAACCAGGUAGCUCAGUUAUUGCUGUGAGUAUAUUGACUGAUGUGGCGGAAUGGGGAGGUGUGCCUUUUCCCUAG
Molecule: messenger RNA, 306 nt
Organism: Cercopithifilaria johnstoni
Lineage: Eukaryota; Metazoa; Nematoda; Chromadorea; Rhabditida; Onchocercidae
Source: the annotation of a GenBank genome assembly